This is a messenger RNA of Cinclus cinclus, 1491 nucleotides long. RefSeq names its product chromosome 1 C1orf35 homolog (gene C1H1orf35). The transcript has 10 exons. The record is from RefSeq and is a predicted model, not a curated record. Bases 200 to 1156 code for a protein of 318 amino acids. NCBI's taxonomy places the organism in Eukaryota, Metazoa, Chordata, Aves, Passeriformes, Cinclidae.
CUCCCCGACCCGGAGAGGCCCGGGCUGCAGGGAACCGUCCCGAGCUGCUUUCACACGCCCCGGGGAUGGGCAAACUUCCACCCGAGGCCCUGCAGCGUCCAGGUCCUGCAACUUCCCCCGGCCCUGAGCCCUUUCCCAGACCCUAAAAGUCCCCCCAAGGUCACUAGAAUCCCCCCAAAUCUGCUGUGGGUGCCACGCCAUGUUCGGCUCUUCCCGGGGUGGGGUCCGGGGGGGCCAGGACCAGUUCAGCUGGGAGGAUGUCAAGACAGACAAACAGCGUGAGAAUUACCUGGGGAACUCCCUGAUGGCACCGGUGGGGCGGUGGCAGAAGGGCAAGGACCUGACCUGGUAUGCCAAGGGCAAGAAGGACACGGCCCCCCCGUUAUCCCGGGAGGAAGAGCUGGCUGCUGUCCGCCUGGCCGAGCAGGAGGCCAUGAUGGCAGCACUGGGCUACAAGAACUUGAAGAGGCAGCCCACGGGCCUCAGCAAAGAGGACCUGGCUGAGGUGUGCAAGAGGGACGGCGCCGAGCGGGAUGAGAAGGAUGUGGAUCGGGUGGUGGGUUUGGGCAGCUCCAGUGGCAGCGCUGGCCGGGUGAUGCUCUCCAAGGAGGACAGAGAGGCAGCCAAGAUGGGGCUCUCGGUCUUCACGCACCAGAAAGUCUCCAGCAGCCCAGAGACAUCUGGCUCCAAGAAGAAGCAGGAAAAGGAGGAGAAGGUGGAGGAGAAACAACCUGAGAGCACCAAAAAACCCAAAAAGGAGAAAAAAAAGGAGAAAAAGAACAAGAAGAAGAAGAAGAAACAUAAGAAGGAGAAGAAGAAGGACAAGGACAAGCAUUCCAAGAAGGAUGCUGCCCCAUCACCCUCUGAUUCUUCCCCAGAUCGGGAUAAGAGGCACCACCGCAGGAAAACGCAGCAGCACUCGGAGGAGGCAUCGCGGCACGGGGACCGGCGGCGGCGGGACUCGGAAUCCUCGGUGAGCAGCGGCCAGGAUGGCCGGAGCCCCACCCACCGGCGCAGCCAGAGCAGGGACGGCCGGAGCAGGGACGGUCGCGGCCACCACCCGUCCCCCCAGCGAAAGAGCAGGAAGAGGAGCAGGUCCCGCUCCCCCCCGACCCGCGGGGUCCGGCAGCGCCACGACACCGACUCGGAGGACUGAGAGGGAGCCUGGGGUUGUUUCAGGGAGAUCUUCCAUAGAUUUAUAUUUUUUAAGGUGGUUAAAUUAAAAACGCUGCAGCCCUGCGGGUGCUGGGGCAGAGUCUGGCAAAGGGCAUUAAGGUUGUGGUGCCAGCAGUCCCUUCCCUGCCCAUCCAGGGGCAGCAGGGCCUGGGUACCCUUCUCCUCACUCCCUAAAGUCCAUCCAGGCAGGGUUGAGCAUGGAGGAUGCUGUGGGUGGGGGCCGGUGCUGGGGUGGUUCUGGCUGUGGUGCUGAAAAUGCUGUGGAUACCUCGUGUUUAUGUAUGGAGACUUUGGAAGAUAUAAUUAUUAUUACUA